ACGUUGGCUCCACCACUUCACUGUUGAAUACCCGAAACGAGUCGCUUCCCGCAGCAAUCGGUUUGGGUAGCCAUGGUUACGCCUGAUCUAGCCCUGAAAGUCGAGGGGCAACCCACACAAGGAUAGUUGAGAGUUGUAUACCUUCUUCCAGUCCAAUAGCAAAGCAAAACAAGUGCUCAUACAUAUGACCGUCCCAGUCGUCUGACGCAGUUCUCCUGCAGUAUAGUAUGCAUGUUUCUUCUCCGAAUGGUUUCAGGCAGGCAUUACGGCAUUAUUUUCCAUCGUUCGACAACCCGCGCAGCACCGCCCAAAUAUGUUGGUUUCCCGGGACAAGGGAUUUGAAUGAGAAUAGGGUUGAUAUUAUCGUUCCUGUUGAAGUAGAAAACCUUCUCUUUCUCGAACGUUGAAAGGGGUGUAUUGCCAAUCAUUCCGACCGGUCACCAGAAUGCUCCGUCGUUAUGGGGCGGAUUCGUUCCAGUGCUAUUUCUCAUGCAAUCGGAGUACCGUCACUUGUCCGCGGUUUCAUGACUUGUACAGUUUAUGAUCGGUCUCCGGCAAUGCACGGCGAGUCCGCAGUAAUCGUGUAAUGUUCGCAUUUCAGGCAGAGUCACUUACACGUUUCCGCGAGCACAAGCGCAAUAACUUCCCGUCCAUACCGACGAGGAUGCCACUCGUGCUGUGCACCUACCGUAUCAAAGUUGAAGAAGCUCACGGCGGUUCUGCGCCACGCCGAAACAUUAUCGAGUCCGAUAUUGUCGAUGACCUGGCACGUUCUACCUCAUGCACCACGUCUUUACUGGGGAAAGCUUUUCCGAACAUAUUUGGAAUCGGGGGUAUAACGACAUUUGAUUCUCGCUUCACUGCAGGGCGGUGACUCUCGAAACAGACCAUCGCCCACUUGCGCUAGCGCACCGCUCAAGAUUGAAAUUCUUCAUCGGCGCGAGUCAUUUGCAUAUUAUCCCGCUUGCAGUGGUUGACAACCAGAGUCGGGGCAACAUCGCCCGUUGAUCAGUAGUGUUCAAUCA
Dacryopinax primogenitus is the source of this 1025-nucleotide messenger RNA. RefSeq lists its product as uncharacterized. The coding region runs from base 587 to 874 and encodes 95 amino acids. Lineage: Eukaryota; Fungi; Basidiomycota; Dacrymycetes; Dacrymycetales; Dacrymycetaceae. The transcript has 3 exons. The record is from RefSeq and is a predicted model, not a curated record.